AUGAGGAGAUGCAUUAUAAAAAUGAACGACCCCGCGAUUGGAGACUAUUUCAUGUGCAAGAAUUGCAAGCAUUUCAUGUUGUCGAGAGAGACGGCAGUAUAUCAUCGUAAAUGUACCAAACAAUUAUUGGCCGCAAUUGAACCAGGGGAAGAUGUCUAUCGCUGUUCAACAUGCGGUAGAUACUUCGAUAACAAAGAGCAAUGGAAUAGACACAAUGAAUUACACAAAGCUAUCGGAAAUUACGAUCCGUUCAAAUUUACCACCUUAUAGACGACGAUAAUUUUGUUAGGAGUUUACGUUUAUAAUUUUAUGUUUUAUUGGCUGUAGUAAUUCGUAUUAUUGUUAUUUAAUUAGUUUUAUGAUAUUUUUGCCUAAAAACAGUAAACUAACAUACAUUGCUUACUUAUAUUUAACAUAUUUUUUAUUGUAUAUACAAC
This is a messenger RNA of Metopolophium dirhodum (rose-grain aphid), 437 nucleotides long. Its product is annotated as GDNF-inducible zinc finger protein 1-like. The record is from RefSeq and is a predicted model, not a curated record. The transcript has 2 exons. The coding region runs from base 1 to 270 and encodes 89 amino acids. NCBI's taxonomy places the organism in Eukaryota, Metazoa, Arthropoda, Insecta, Hemiptera, Aphididae.